CCGCACGGGCCCCGCGCCCGCCGCCCGCACCCCCGGGCCCUACAUGAAGUAUGUCUGCCACCAGCGUCGACCCUCAGAGACCGAAAGGACAGGAGAAUAAAGUACAAAAUGGUUCAUUACAUCAGAAGGAUACAGUUCAUGAUAACGACUUUGAACCUUACCUUUCUGGACAGUCAAAUCAGAAUAAUAGCUAUCCGUCAAUGACUGAUCCCUAUUUGUCCAGUUAUUAUCCACCAUCUAUUGGGUUUCCCUAUUCUCUCAGUGAAGCACCAUGGUCUACUGGAGGAGAUCCUCCUAUUCCAUACCUCACCACCUAUGGACAACUCAGUAAUGGAGAUCAUCAUUUUAUGCACGAUGCUGUAUUUGGACAGCCUGGGGGCCUGGGAAACAACAUCUACCAACACAGAUUUAAUUUUUUCCCGGAAAAUCCUGCUUUCUCAGCUUGGGGAACAAGUGGAUCCCAAGGACAGCAGACUCAAAGUUCAGCUUACGGGAGCAGUUAUAGCUACCCACCCAGUUCACUGGGUGGCACUAUUGUGGAUGGACAGACAGGAUUUCAUAAUGAUACGUUAAAUAAAGCCCCUGGAAUGAAUAGUAUUGAACAGGGAAUGGUUGGACUUAAAAUUGGUGGAGAUGUUACAACUUCUGCUGUGAAAACAGUAGGUUCUGUUGUCAACAGUGCUGGAAUGACAGGUGCUCUUUCUGGGAAUGGUGGAUCAAGUGUAAAUUUGCCAGUGUCUAAACCAACUUCUUGGGCUGCCAUUGCCAGCAAGCCCGCAAAACCACAACCUAAAAUGAAAACAAAAACUGGACCAGUAAUUGGAGGAGCUUUGCCUCCACCACCUAUAAAACAUAAUAUGGACAUAGGUACUUGGGACAAUAAGGGUCCUGUGGCAAAAGUCCCUGCCCCUCAGCAGAUCCCAUCUCCUCAAUCUGUCCCACAGCCACAGCAGCAAAUUAUUCAGCCUGUUCCAGCUCAGCCUCCACCAUUGACCCAACCACAGUAUCAAAGCCCUCAGCAGCCACCCCAGAAUCGCUGGGUGGCUCCUCGCAACAGAAAUGCAGCUUUUGGCCAAAGUGGAGGAACUAGUAAUGAUAGCAACUCAACUGGUAAUACCCAGCCUAACUCUGUCCCAAGUGGUGAAUCCCAUCCUGUUCUUGAAAAACUGAAGGCUGCUCAUAGCUAUAACCCUAAAGAUUUUGAAUGGAACCUUAAAAAUGGGCGUGUGUUCAUAAUAAAGAGCUAUUCUGAGGAUGAUAUUCAUCGUUCCAUUAAAUAUUCCAUUUGGUGUAGCACAGAACAUGGCAACAAACGCUUGGACAGUGCUUUCCGUUCCAUGAAUAGUAAGGGUCCAGUAUACUUGCUGUUCAGUGUCAAUGGCAGCGGACAUUUCUGUGGAGUAGCAGAAAUGAAAUCACCUGUGGACUAUGGCACCAGUGCAGGCGUCUGGUCUCAGGACAAAUGGAAGGGGAAAUUUGAUGUCAAGUGGAUCUUUGUGAAGGACGUGCCCAACAACCAGCUUAGACACAUCAGGCUGGAGAACAAUGACAACAAACCAGUUACAAACUCCCGUGACACACAGGAGGUGCCCUUAGAAAAAGCGAAACAAGUGCUUAAAAUUAUUGCUACGUACAAGCAUACAACCUCCAUCUUUGAUGACUUUUCUCAUUAUGAAAAGCGUCAAGAGGAAGAAGAGGUAGUGCGGAAGGAACGUCAGAAUCGAAACAAACAAUAAGAAUAAACCCAGUUUGCUAUAUAUACUAGAACUGAUACUAAAUUCGACUCUGAAAAAACAAAAAGUAUUCUGGUGCUGUAUCCUGGCAUCAGGACAAACUAAAGCUUUCAGCUCCAAUAUAUAUUCUCGUGCAGGGGAAAUUAAGUUGUUGCAUCUUUAAGUACAUUGUAGUUUAUUUUUGCCCAUGUGGAUCUGCAUUCAUUUGUAUCUUUUCUAUGUACAAUGCUGUAGAAACAAUUAAUAAAGGUGCAUCUGGUUUUGUUUUUUUAAGUUGGUAACCAAUUAUACUGACCUAAUAUGAAACUAUAAAUGAGCAUCCUAAAAUGUUAGUGUUUCCCAAAGACUUUUUGACACAAAUUAUGUUCCAAGUCGGAUAUUCAUAAUUUUUACAUGUGACGCAUCCUUUCUCUUCACCCCAUGCCCUGUUUCUUCAUGGCAAGUAUAAGAAACCAUGCAUUGUUUUCUUUUUCUUUCUUUUUCUUCUUUUUUUUGGUCACUUUAACAAUUUUGUUUGAGAUACUGCACUUCAGAAUAUUAAAAUCAAAAAGUUCAGAUCACUUUGUGCAAUUACAAUACCUUUUUAUUUUAAGUGUACAAUUAUACUUUUCAAAUGAAAACAUGUCAUUUUGGUUUUUUUCUGUCUAGUAGGAAAUCAAAUUGUCGGUGAAAUUUCUAUCUCUCUGAAAAUAUUUCUCUUCCACAUUCUGUUAACCAGUGCUUCAGUGUGCAUUUGUUAAACCAUAUCCUGCAGAGAGUGAGAUGCCUUCUCUCAGCCAUAAUUCUGCUUUAUUGUUUCUGUAGCUUAAUUAUUAAAUAAUAAUGUGAUGCUAUCAACAUUGCAGGGUUUUUGGACAAUGUGUUUAAACCUGUUUGGGCUUUCAGGUGUUAUUAGUUAAUUGCAGAUCAUUUUUAAUCUUUCCCUUUCCUCUUCCCCAAAUCCUAAUGCCAUUUAAAGUUUUGUUUUGUUUUGUUUUAUUUUAUUUUGUUUUUUAUACCAAUAAUGCUGAGCUUUAACGUAGGAACUAAUAGUACGGACAGUAUGAUGGAUGAUGCCUCAGAUGUUUAAAAUUGACAGUGUGUAUGUCUAAUUUUUUUCUGUUGGAUGAGUAAAAAAACUGUUUUAAGAAACUGAAUUUGCUGUCAUGUUUUUGUGGAAUGAGGGAACCGUCGAAGAACUCGUCACCAACUGGAGUUUCUAUUAAGCAUGAAAAUGGUGCUCAUGCCUGUUGCUCUAGCACACUGAAUCUGCACGUGUUUAUUGUAGAGGAUCUUUUACUAUAUUAGAAAGCAGAUAUCUUCUUCUGAAAACUAUUUACUCCGAAAGGACCUCCAAUUUAAAUAAAGUUUAAGCUGUAUCAUUUAGACUUGUAUUUAGAACGUAUAACUCUGUCUCUGGACUGUUACUGCCUGUACGGAGUAAUGGACAGCAUCAGAUUAACUUUUUCCUCUAGGAGAAUACAAGCCUUAAUAAACAAUACAUAUUUAGCAA
This is a messenger RNA of Gavialis gangeticus (Gharial), 3225 nucleotides long. RefSeq names its product YTH N6-methyladenosine RNA binding protein 1 (gene YTHDF1). The transcript has 5 exons. Gene Ontology annotation, molecular function: mRNA binding; N6-methyladenosine-containing RNA reader activity. NCBI's taxonomy places the organism in Eukaryota, Metazoa, Chordata, Crocodylia, Gavialidae. Gene Ontology annotation, biological process: mRNA destabilization. Bases 51 to 1736 code for a protein of 561 amino acids. The record is from RefSeq and is a predicted model, not a curated record. Gene Ontology annotation, cellular component: cytoplasm.